UCAGUAUAUGUUAACCGUUUGAACACAUGGUAGUUAUGUUAAAACUGUUGUAGUGUGUUUGGUGUCAAGGAAGGCACUUCUAUACAUCAUAUCGCGCUCAAGAUAGUCCACGUACCUGCAUUAACAGAGAAUAUAAUUACAUAUUACAAUUACAUAGAUAUGCAUAAGUGUCUGAUAAGUCCUUCGCUUCCCAAAAGUUCGGAAUCGGAAAUUGAUUUCGGCGAUAUCUAAUUGUAGUUUGUUUAUGCUUCAGACUACAGUAUGGAGACGCUUGAGAAAAUGUUCUUUGCUUCCAUAUCUAUUUUGAACAUAGCUGUAGGAAUUGCAGUUAUUUGUCAAAUGGCGCCACGACUGGCUGAUCAGCAACCACAUUUGCAUCCUUCCACCUCCACUCAGAAUAUGAAGGAAGCAAUUGACAAGGCAUACACGGAAUGCCUACGAAAAUUGCCAGACAGGAACACAAAGAAAAGUAAUGAUGUAGGGAGAGAGUACAUUCCCCCGCAUCUUUACAGCCUACUGAAACCUGAUGCAUUCUACUCGGGGCUGAACAUCACUGACCUUGGCAAAGAGCACCCCUAUAAACUCACUCCUGCCAGAGGAUGGGCCGCACAAACUAUGGUCGGGCAAGAGAGACAAGUCUUGUACAACGGAAUGCAGUAUGAGAACGGGAGCAUCAUAGUCCCUGCAGCCGGUGUUUAUGUCGUGUACAGCCAUGUUACAUUUAACACUGAAGCAUAUCGUCACGAUGACAAAGAGACUGACUUCUAUCACCUCAUAGUCCGCUAUAAUGCGGAGAAACAAGAGGAGAAUAUCGCACUUAAGAACGUAGUUAUCGAGAAUAGCUAUGGGAUGAGAUUGAUUGACGGGGAUGGCUUGUUAUCUAGUGACAUCCGUGGAAUACUGGAGCUCAAUGCUGGGGAUCAACUUCGUGUUGACUUAUCAGGAGUAUCGAAAUUAAGCUCUGUUACGGAUUGGUUUUACUUUGGCGUUUACAUGAUCUGAAGUACCUUCUGGCGAUCUAGUCGGUCGUUGGGAUAUGAAGGGACCAAGACUCUCAGAGAGCUGAAUAUAUGUAUUAACGGUGUUCAACAUUGAUGUGUAUAACAGAUUGAAAAAUAGAUACAGAUAUUUUUAUUUGAUGUAUAUGGAGGGUGAUGAUAGCGUUCGCAUUAAAACUUUGUCAGUCACUGUCAA
Messenger RNA from Haliotis rufescens (red abalone), 1194 nucleotides. RefSeq lists its product as uncharacterized. Gene Ontology annotation, biological process: immune response. Bases 262 to 1002 code for a protein of 246 amino acids. Gene Ontology annotation, molecular function: tumor necrosis factor receptor binding. NCBI's taxonomy places the organism in Eukaryota, Metazoa, Mollusca, Gastropoda, Lepetellida, Haliotidae. Gene Ontology annotation, cellular component: membrane. The record is from RefSeq and is a predicted model, not a curated record. The transcript has 5 exons.